GAGGCAGACCGUGAAACUACAGACAUCAAUCACAUGAACAGAUUACUGACUGAGACGGACCUCUGGUGCUGCUGAGGGACAAAAUGUGGCAUCGAGACGAGCUUUUGAAAUCCAUAUGGCACGCAUUCACAGCCCUGGACGUGGAUCAACGUGGAAAAGUUUCCAAAUCUCAGUUAAAGGUGCUGUCCCACAGCCUGUGCACAGUAAUGAAGAUCCCUCAUGACCCUGCGGCCCUUGAAGAGCAUUUCAAAGAUGAUAAUAAAGGGCCUCUGUCCAACCAGGGCUACAUGCCUUACCUCAACAGGUUUAUUCUUGACAAGGUACAGGAGGAAUUUGAUGUUCUGGAGUUCAACAAGAUGUGCUGGACACUUUGUUACAAGAAAAAUAUCUGCACUAAACAUCUACUCAUCUCGGAUCAGGAGGCUUUCAAAGUCUGGUGCAUUUUCAACUUUCUGUCAGAAGACAAAUACCCACUCAUCAUCAUUACUGAAGAGAUUGAGUACUUCCUGCGAAAGCUGAUGGAGGCCAUGGGGAGUGGAUGGAAUGAGGAGAAAUUUGCAGAUUACAAGCUGCAGCUGAACAAAAAGAAUAAUUGCCUGAGUGCCUGGGAACUGAUUGAACUGGUGGGGAUGGGUUACUUCAGCAAGGGCAUGAACUGCCAGACCCUCUCCAUGGGCAUCACAGAGGUCUUCCUGGAACUCAUUCUGGAUGUGCUCAAGCAGGGAUACAUGAUGAAAAAGGGCCACAAAAGAAAGAACUGGACCGAGCGCUGGUUUGUCCUUCGACCCACUUCACUGUCAUACUACGUUUGUGAGAACCUUGUGGAGAAGAAAGGAGACAUUAUUUUGGACCGAACCUGCUGUGUGGAGUCUCUGCCAGAUAAAGAAGGGAAAAAAAACCUGUUCAUUAUCAAGUGUAUUGAUAAAAGCUUUGAGAUCAGCGCAUCGGAUAAAAAGAAGAAACAGGAAUGGCUUCAAGCUAUUCAAACGUGCAUCCAGCUGCUGAGGUUGGGGCUGCCGUCUCCUCACCGCGAGGCGCGGUUGAGGCGCCGGGAGCUCCGGCAGAGGCAGCAGUCGGAUGAAGACGACCUGGCAGAGAGGAUGAAGCACCUCCAGGCGGCCAAUGAGAACAAACAGAGACAGCUGGAGGGUAUGAGGAAGAAAAUGGAAGAGGCUGCGGCUAAAGCAGCAGUAGAGGAGCACAGGAGGAAGCAGACUCAGUUAGACCUGCAGGAUCGCUACAGACUGGACCUGGAGAAAGAGAAAAUGGUGCGUCAGCAGAUGGAGGAGCAGGUGGCUCAGAAGUCCAGUGAACUGGAGCAGUACCUGCAGCGCGUCCGGGAGCUGGAGGAUAUGUACCACAGGCUGGAGGAGGCAGUGGAGGACGAGAGGCAGGCCAAGCAGGAUGAAGAGACCGUGCUCAAGCUGCAGGCCAGGUUGCUGGAAGAGGAGACAGCAAAGAGAGCAGAACUGGAGCAGAUCCACCUGCAGCAGCAGAGGGUGCUGUCUCAGACUGAGGCCGAGAAGCAGGAGCUGGUGGUCGAGCAGCAGGCCAAGGAGAGAGCCUUGCAGGAAGCCAUGCUGCAGCUGGAGAGGAUGGAGAGGGAGCGCCACGGAGCACUGGAGCAGUACGAGAAGGUGUCAAGGAAGCUUGAACGAGCCGCUAACAAGACCAGGACCUGGAAGGACAAGGUGGCCAAACAUGAGGGGCUGGUGCGUCUCAUCCAGCCAGGCCCUAAAGGACCUCAGAGAAUCACUAACUGGGGUCCGGCUUCAUUCACCGACGCUGAGCUGGAGCUGAGAAAGAAGUCGUGGCAGGAGAGUAAGAACCAGGGGGCUCAGACUCAGUAAAACACGCACCAUGACAGAUGGAUUACACCAAUGAGGAAGACUGAACUGUCACAUUUGAGGUCUGAAGAGGUUUGAUAAUGUAAACGUGCUGAGCCACGUGACAGCUGCAGAGAAAACUGUUUUACUGAUUAGAUUUGGGUUUGUUUUUAAAGAACAGCUGGGUUUAACUGCCUUUCAUCAGUGUUUUCUGUUAUAAAAAAGUCAUAUUAUUUGACAAAUUAAUCUUAAAUCAAGGUCCAUUACUUGCUUUUCUUAGCAUAUCCAGUUUGCUCAGCUGUCUUGGUGAUUUCUUUUGUUCAGUCAAGUUUUUUAUUUUGUAAUUUCAGUCCAUGUUUUUUGUGUUUUGACAUAAAUGUGUAAUUUUCUCACAUCUAGCAUAGCAUAACAGUAGAUUAAUUUCCACUCUAGCUUGGUUUACUAGCUAAAAUUGAGUGAACACUGUCAUAACUCUGAUGAAAAAUAAAUAAAACACCACCUAUUUUUUAUGAAAGUAGACGGCUGUUUUCAUUUUAGAGGUCCCAACAUUUCAUAGUUUAAAGAGCAUCUUUUUACUUCUGUCUUUAAUUCUUUGGGUGGUUUAGACCUUGCUUUCACCAUGACUCAUUUUGAUCAUGAUAAAGAGUGUCCGCCAGGUGUCACCAUUUAAACGGGAUCCUCAACAAGGUAUACCCCAAGCCAAAACCCUGUCAAACAGUCUUCUGUUGUUUAAUUACAAGAAAUCCCUGCAUGGAAGACAUUUUUAAGAUGUUUUAAGAGCCCUAGUGUGUCUCCACCAUUGGGUUAUGAUGAUGGUGGCUUCUGCCAUCUUGUCCAGUGCAUACAGUAUGUUUUGUAAUUUUCACUAGUAAAGAAUAAGUCUGGUGUUAUUCUGACCAAAAUCAACCGUGUUAGUCCAUCUCUAAACACCUUCUGACUUCUCUAUUUGUUCCAACUGAGGAUGUAAAUCUUAUAUCAGGUCACAUACAUAGUUUACAUUUU
Etheostoma spectabile (orangethroat darter) is the source of this 2828-nucleotide messenger RNA. RefSeq names its product switching B cell complex subunit SWAP70a (gene swap70a). Gene Ontology annotation, cellular component: cytoplasm; nucleus. Lineage: Eukaryota; Metazoa; Chordata; Actinopteri; Perciformes; Percidae. The transcript has 12 exons. The record is from RefSeq and is a predicted model, not a curated record. Bases 84 to 1850 code for a protein of 588 amino acids.